This is a messenger RNA of Mucor velutinosus, 912 nucleotides long. Its product is annotated as mitochondrial acyl carrier protein. Bases 1 to 912 code for a protein of 303 amino acids. The record is from RefSeq and is a predicted model, not a curated record. Gene Ontology annotation, cellular component: cytoplasm. Gene Ontology annotation, molecular function: protein serine/threonine phosphatase activity. Lineage: Eukaryota; Fungi; Mucoromycota; Mucoromycetes; Mucorales; Mucoraceae. The transcript is spliced from 9 exons.
AUGAACGUCGACGCUUGUAUUGAAUCAAUAAAAGAGUGCAAGUAUCUACCUGAAAACGAUAUGCGACAGCUAUGUUACAAGUUGAAGGAAGUACUAGCUGAAGAGUCUACUGUUGUGCCUGUCAACGCACCAGUGACGCUGUGUGGCGAUAUUCAUGGACAGUUUUAUGAUCUUGUCAAGAUUUUUGAAGUGGGAGGCGAUCUUCCAAACACAUCGUACAUAUUCAUGGGCGACUUUGUGGACCGAGGAAGAUACUCACUAGAAACAUUGACACUACUAUUGCUGUACAAGCUCAAAUAUCCCGAUCGUAUUACACUUACAAGAGGAAAUCAUGAAAGUCAUGAGUGUUUGGCAAAAUACCAGAAUUCGAGAGUUUGGGAAUGGUGUUGCACCGUCUUUGACUAUUUGCCCUUGGCAGCUGUAAUUGAUGGAUCUGUAUUCUGUGUGCAUGGCGGUUUAUCACCCGAAUUGCCUUCUAUUGAUUCAAUUCGUACAUUAUUUCGUAUGCAGGAGCUACCGCAGAGUGGAGGGCAUUGUGACCUACUAUGGUCUGAUCCUGAGACUCAAGUAGACGCAUGGGCAAUCAGUCCUCGAGGUGGAGGCUAUUUAUUUGGACCGUUACCUACCACAGCAUUUUGCCACAACAAUGGUAUAGAUUUAAUUGUUCGAAGCCAUCAGUUAGUAGAUGAAGGAUACAACUAUCCGUUUGAUGAAGGAAACCUGGUGACAUUAUGGUCAGCACCAAAUUACUGUUAUCGAUGUGGUAACAAAGCUGCUAUUCUAAAGAUACCAGAAGAAGACAGGCCGAUUGUAUCCACAGAUUAUACGAUAUUUUUAGAGAACGAUGUUCAGGGAGACACCAACGGCAAUGGCGGCGCUGGACAAGGUCCUGGUAGCCAAUACUUUUUAUAA